Strongylus vulgaris is the source of this 1023-nucleotide messenger RNA. NCBI's taxonomy places the organism in Eukaryota, Metazoa, Nematoda, Chromadorea, Rhabditida, Strongylidae. The record is from the annotation of a GenBank genome assembly.
AUGGCCGUCGACACAUUGGUGGAAUCGGUCACCACCUACUGCAAUCGGCCGCUUUGGCUCCAUCUGUACGCGUCCCCUUUCGUCGGUGAGGAUUUUCCAUAUUUUUAUACCCUCUAUUUGCUUGUAGCUUUAGCUUCUCUCGUUCAUUUACUAAGAACUGCACUGAACACUGUUUUAGUGUUGUAUGCUACAUGGUUCUAUCUAUGGUCAUCGUUUUAUGGCUAUGAAGAGUAUUAUGAGCUCGGAUUUAUCGGUGCUGCUAUCAUAGGCCUAGUUCAAGCGCUUGUAAUUUUGUUCUGUCACUGGUUUGUUGGCGUAAAAUGCGCCCUGUCUUGUGUACAUGAAAAUGAUCCUCAUAAAGCCACGUUGGCCAAGGUAGUGCCUACUCCCAAUAACGGAUGGGCAGAGCUUGUACCUUUGCGAAGAACACGAAGAGCCGGAUGUACCAAAGUUUGGUUCGAAUUUCAAAAAAUCCAUUACACUUUGGACGAGACGACCAACACGUUCAGCACUGUUGUUUUCGAUUCUCAUAAGCCAAUGAGAUACUACCAGCAGUCUCGCGGUGUAGAGAGUGAUGAACAGUUGGAAGAGAUCAAAUAUCUUUUUGGAGAUAACAAAACGGAGAUGGUUAUACCGCAAUUUUGGGACUUGUUCAAGGAAAGGGCGACUGCGCCAUUCUUCGUAUUCCAGGUCUUCUGUGUGGGACUAUGGUGUUUAGAAGAUAUGUGGUACUACUCAUUGUUCACUUUAUUCAUGCUGAUGACCUUUGAAGCAACAUUGGUGAAGGCACAGUUAAAGAACAUGCAAGAGAUUCGCAAUAUGGGAAACAAAUCUUUUAUGAUACAGGUUUAUAGAAAUCAUAAAUGGGUAAAAAUCAAGACCGAUGAGUUGGUUUCUGGAGAUAUUGUAUCUAUAGGACGUUCGUCGGAUGAGCAAGCUGUACCUUGUGACAUGAUCUUGUUGCGCGGACCAUGUAUAGUUGACGAAUCAAUGCUUACUGGAGAAUCAGUACCUCAGAUGAAA